Messenger RNA from Engraulis encrasicolus (European anchovy), 3235 nucleotides. RefSeq names its product serrate RNA effector molecule homolog (Arabidopsis) (gene srrt). Gene Ontology annotation, cellular component: nuclear body. Gene Ontology annotation, biological process: mRNA processing; primary miRNA processing. The transcript has 20 exons. Gene Ontology annotation, molecular function: nucleic acid binding. Bases 106 to 2919 code for a protein of 937 amino acids. The record is from RefSeq and is a predicted model, not a curated record. Lineage: Eukaryota; Metazoa; Chordata; Actinopteri; Clupeiformes; Engraulidae.
CUUUUGUUAGCUUAGCGGCACUUGCUAGCUUCGUCGAGUAGGUGGCGGGAGCUCAGGCAGGUUGAAACUGCUGUAAAAGACCGUGCAUCUUUUGCAGUUGAUAACAUGGCAGACAGCGAUGACGAAUACGACCGCCGCCGCAGGGAUAAGUUUCGCCGGGAGAGGAGUGAUUACGACCGUUCAAGAGAAAGGGAGGACCGGCGCAGAGACGACUGGAGUGACAGGCGGCCAUCGGGAAGAGAAUGGGACCGUGGACGGGAGCGGCGCAGUCGAGGGGAGUACCGAGACUAUGAGCGGGGCCGCCGCGAACGCUUCUCUCCGCCCAGGCACGACAUGGGAUCUCAGCCCAAACGCAUGAGGAGGGACUGGGAUGACCAUGGUGGGGACCCCUAUCAUGGAGGGUUUGACCUUGGCUAUGGAGGAGGUGGGGGCCCAAGUUACGCCCCUCCCCAGCCAUGGGGCCACCCAGACAUGCACCUCAUGCAGCCUCACCACACUAUCCCCAUUCAGGCCAGGUUGGGCAACAUUCAUGACAUGGACCUGGGCCCUCCGCAGCCUGUGAUGAAGAACUUCAGAGAGUUCCUGCUCUCGCUUGACGAGUCUGUGGACGAGAUGGAGGCCGUGAAGCGCUACAACGAGUACAAGAUCGACUUCCGGCGCCAGCAGAUGCAGGACUUUUUCCUCGCCCACAAGGACGAAGAGUGGUUCCGCUCAAAGUACCACCCGGACGAGGCGGGCCGGCGUAAGGCCGAGGCCCACGGUGCUCUGGAGAAUCGCCUCAACGUCUACAUGUACCUCAUGGACAACAGCUGGUAUGACAACGUCUCGCUAGACAUCGAGCGCGCCCAGCCCAUCAUCAAAAUCCUGGACGCAGCCGUGAUUAAGAUGGAGGGAGGCGAUGAAAACGACCUGCGUAUCCUUGAGAUGCCGUGCGAGGAGGAGGAGAGGGAACGGCUGUCUACGGGCUCCGAGCCGCCCAAACGUGAGGAACCCCGCAUGAUGCCCGACGCUGAGCGCAAGCCGCCCGCUGACAAGGAGAACAAGGAGAAGCCUGAGGGUGCAUCAGAUGCAGAGAAGGAGGCCAAGCCAGUGGACAGUGGUGCUCCUGGAGACAAGCCUGAAGAGAAGCCUGCGGCGGAGGAGCCUCCAGAGCCCAAGAGGGCAUCAAAGAGGAGGAAGCGAACUCGCAGCGAGGUGGAGAGUGAGGACGAGGCCAGCGCCUCGGACAGCGACUCAGAUUCCGACUCUGACUCCGACUCCCACUCCCAGACCUCAGAGAAGCCGCCGGAGAAAGAGGAGGGAGAAGAGAAGGAGGAAGAAGAGGAGAAGGAGGAGGGAGAGGCUGACACCAGUAAAGAGAAAGCAGCAGUAGCAGAGAAAAAAGAAGAGGGGGAGGAGGAGGAGAGGGAAGAAGGGGAAGAAGGUGAGGAAAAGGAGAAGGAGAAACCGAUGGAUGAGGAGGAGAAGGAGAAGGAGAAGAAGGAGAAAGACGAGGAGGAGGAGGAUGAGGAAAAGGAGAAGAAGCCCAAAGAGGUGCUCCCCCCAACACCACGGCCUCUCCACAAAACCUGCUCCCUCUUCAUGAGGAACAUCGCCCCCUCCAUCUCCAAAGCAGAAAUCAUCGCUCUGUGUCGGCGGUACCCGGGCUUCAUGCGCGUUUGCCUGUCAGAGCCCCAGCCGGAGCGCAGGUUCUUCAGGCGCUGCUGGGUGACGUUUGACCGCAGCGUGAACAUCAAGGAGACCUGCUGGAACCUGCAAAAUAUCAGGCUGCGGGACUGUGAGCUGGCGCCUGGUGUGAACCGUGAUCUGGCUCGGCGCGUCCGCAACGUCAACGGCAUCACACAGCACAAGCAGGUGCUCCGCAAUGACAUCAAGAUGGCCGCCAAGCUUAUCCACGCCCUGGACGACCGAGAACACCUCUGGAGCCCCAAACCCAGAGAUGGGGGAGAUAGCCAUGAUAUUGAGAUGGCUGCCCAGAACCCGAUCCUGAAGAACAUCACGGACUACCUGAUAGAGGAGGUGAGCGCCGAGGAGGAGGAGCUCCUGGGCAGCACGGGCGGAGUCGACUCAGAGGAGGGCGCCAAGGACGGCAACCCCUCCGAGGUCACCGUGGAGAGGGACGACAAGCUUGUGAAGGUGUUGGAUAAGCUGCUGCUCUACCUGCGCAUCGUGCACUCCAUCGACUACUACAACACCUGCGAGUACCCCAGCGAAGACGAGAUGCCCAACCGCUGUGGCAUCAUCCAUGUCCGAGGCCCCAUCCCACCCAACCGCAUCACGCACAGAGAAGUGGCGGACUGGCAGAAGACGUUUGAGGAGAAGCUGAGCCCUCUGUUCAGCGUGAAAGAGACUCUGUCGGACGACGAGGCGGUGAAGAUGGGCCGCAAGGACCCCGAGCAGGAGGUGGAGAAGUUUGUGUCUGCUAACACGCAGGAGCUGGGCAAGGACAAGUGGCUAUGCCCGCUCAGCGGCAAGAAGUUCAAGGGUCCUGAGUUUGUACGGAAGCACAUCUUGAACAAGCACGGGGACAAGAUUGAGGAGGUGAAGAAAGAGGUGGAAUUCUUUAAUAACUUCCUGACUGAUGCCAAGAGGCCGUCGCUGCCCGAGUUGAAGCCUCCACCUCCCCCAGGACCCGGACAAGCUGGAGUUCUGUCUCCUGGGCUCCCCUUUGCUCCUCCUCCGGCUGGACAGGGUCUACUUGGAGCCUUUGGCCAGCCCAGACCUCCCCUGAUGGGCUAUGGAGGUAACCCGUAUCCACCCAACCAGUAUGGCGGUGGGGGCAGGGGCAACUAUGACAACUUCCGCGGACAGGGAGGCUACCCAGGAGGAAAGCCUCGUAACAGAAUGAUUCGUGGUGACCCUCGCAACAUCAUCGAGUACCGAGAUCUGGAUGCCCCUGAUGACGUUGACUUCUUUUAAAAUUGUUUUUUAAUUUUUUUGUCUUUUUUUUCCAGCAGUCUUUUUUUGCUAGCUGUAUGUGAGCUCCAUUCAUUUUUAACUACAGUAGUUAACUUUCUUCAGCAGCUUUCCAAUAACAUCAAGUGUCUGUGUAGAAAUUACCCCCGUUUUCCACCCUGGCUAAUAAAUCAGAUGACACUCCUUGGACUGAUUAUAUUAUAUUUUAUAUUCCAGAAUGUACAAAAUAGCCAGAGGUCAUUUGACCUUGGAAGACAUGGUUAAAUACAUUGCAAUGUAUUCGCUGAAAGGCUUUCCAAGAAUAAAAACAUCAAUUUUA